Camarhynchus parvulus is the source of this 1307-nucleotide messenger RNA. RefSeq names its product mitotic arrest deficient 2 like 1 (gene MAD2L1). The record is from RefSeq and is a predicted model, not a curated record. The transcript is spliced from 5 exons. Gene Ontology annotation, cellular component: cytoplasm; kinetochore; nucleoplasm. Bases 34 to 660 code for a protein of 208 amino acids. Gene Ontology annotation, biological process: mitotic spindle assembly checkpoint signaling. Lineage: Eukaryota; Metazoa; Chordata; Aves; Passeriformes; Thraupidae.
GGAUUCGAACCGAGCGGCGGGGAAGCGGCGGCCAUGGCGGCGCAGCAGCAGCUCGGCCGGGAGCACCAGGGCAUCACCUUGCGCGGCAGCGCCGAGCUCGUCGCCGAGUUCUUCUCCUAUGGAAUCAACAGCAUCCUGUACCAGCGGGGCAUCUACCCCCCCGAGACCUUCACCCGCGUGCAGAAGUACGGGCUCACCCUGCUGGUCACCACGGACCCCGAGCUGGCCAACUACCUCAACAACGUGACCGAGCAGAUGAAAGAGUGGCUGUACAAGUGCAUCGUGCAGCGCCUGGUGGUGGUGAUCUCCAGCAUCGAGAGCAGCGAGGUCUUGGAGCGGUGGCAGUUUGACAUCGAGUGUGACAAAACUGCAAAGGAUGACAAUGGACCACGGGAGAAAUCUCAGAAGGCAAUUCAGGAUGAAAUUCGCUCUGUCAUCAGACAAAUAACUGCCACAGUAACCUUCCUGCCACUCUUGGAAUCUGCCUGUGCCUUUGACUUGCUGAUCUACACUGAUAAAGAUUUGGCAGUGCCAGCAAAGUGGGAAGAGUCAGGCCCACAGUUCAUAGCCAAUUCAGAGGAGGUUCGGCUGCGUUCCUUCACCACUACAAUCCACAAAGUCAACACCACAGUGGCUUACAAGAAGGAUUCUGUUCCAUAAGAUGCAGGGGCAAGCUUUGUCCUGUCACCUUGUAUAGUUUCUGUUCAUCAUGCAGCUAAGCUAUGAGCACAUCAUUACUGUCCUCUUGAUGAAGCAUGACACAAAGACAACAUGCCUGUCUGUGAAAAUGUGACACUAGACUAAGCUGGCAUCAUUUCCAAAGAAAUUUUAAAAAGGUCAUAGUUCAAUUCUUACUUUACUGUAUGAGCUAAUGGUGUUAAACCACUGCCUCUGCUAGAAAAACUGCCUAAAUCUGGGAUUAGCUGCUAGAAUUGUGUUCAGAUCCUGUAACUUUGUAUUUUAAAAUUAUUUUUAAACUACAGUCUGUUAGCAGUUUUAAAUUCUCUGUAGCAACUAAAAUAAUCUCACUCCUAGAGUGCCAGUUUUCAUGUUAGAAGCCUGGGCUGUUUUAUUACCAGGAAUAACCUAAGAACAAAUCAUCCAAACAAUUCUUGUACUGCUCUACAAAGGAAGCAGCUGUUUAUCAGGAAAACUUUAAAUACAUGAAACUUUGUAUUUUAAUGACCACUGGGCUCUAGUUCUGGGGACAAAGUUGUUCUGUGUACGUCUGUUGUGUCUGUCCAGCAUUUUCUAUGUUUCUAUUCUUGUUUUACAGAAUAAAGCUUUAGUUUUAUAGUGUUCUCUAA